This is a messenger RNA of Rotaria socialis, 1509 nucleotides long. Lineage: Eukaryota; Metazoa; Rotifera; Eurotatoria; Philodinida; Philodinidae. The record is from the annotation of a GenBank genome assembly.
AUGUCAAAAAACACUGGUAGUAAUCGAAUUAGCGCAUUGAAACGGCUGAGUAAACCGUCCUCAUUAAAUAAUAUGAAUCGUGGUCAAUCAAUCGGAUCGAAAAAUUCAUCAGUACAAGAUGCACGAGACUUGUUACAAAGUCGAAAUAAAGUAUCGUUCGAUGCCAGACAAUUACUAAGCCGACAAUCAUCAAAGAUAUUAACAAAAACUAUCAUACGUAAUAAUCUUCUAUCAAAUAAAAAAGACAUAGGUAGUAAUGAUGGGAAAAUGGUUGUUAUUACUGGACUCGAAGAUAUGAAAAUGAAAGAUGGACGAUUGAUUCCAACGACAACAAUGGGUAGUAGCGAAGUUGAAAAGAAGAAAAAGAUUUUUGCUGUUGGACCAUCUACGUACGUUACUAUUCGUAACAAUAAUAAUAAUAACAAUGAUAACAAUACUGCCAGUUCGACUCAAUCAACUGGAAAAAUCUCUUUAACUAAAACGAUUAAAAAUCCGUUUGUUCGUACGCAAGAUGAUAUUCAGCCUUCUCAGACUGCUAAUAGUCUUUUGUCAUUGUAUGAUCGAAAAGUUGCUGUUAGUUUUGUUAAUGAUAAAUGUCAAAAAAUUCCUCAAUCUUCACAAGUCAUAGCAACAUCGAGUUCAUCUUCAUCAUCGCUAUCCAUUCAACAAUAUCAUCAACCUCCUAUUGUCAAACGUUUGCAUGAUGCUUCUAUUCAAACAACACCUUCAUCUUCGUCUUCAUCUCGAUCACCUAUUCGGAUGAGUUCUCAUCGUCGUCAUCCCAGUACUACAAUAGAUGACGAAGAUCGUGUAUCUCAUCAAACAAUUGAUGAUGAUCUUUAUGAACCUUCAGUAAAACGUACUGCAUCGUCCGCACGAAAAACAACAACAACUUCAACGACGACGACGACGACUGAUAAAGAGAUGCAAGGUUCAUCAAUAGUAUUACCUACAGGUUCUGUUAAGAGAACGUCAGCAGGUGUGCCGAUUAGUUCAAGAAUAACAUCUAAUACUUCUACAGUAUCAAAACCGACAUCAACAAUACAAUCUAAUUCAACACCGGGAACUAUAUUAGUCACAAAUCUUCAACCAUCUGUUACAGAAGAAGAUGUUAUUGAAUUAUUUGGUGAAAUUGGUCGUAUUAAUGAAAUAACUACAUUGAGUCAAGGCUGUGUUCAAAUUAUUUAUGCUAAACGUGAACAUGGCGAACAAGCUGUUGCUAAAUAUCAUAAUCGUUUAUUAGAUGGGCAAUUUAUGUAUGUUAGUCUUCAACAACUAUCAUCAUAUUCAACAAUACAAAAUUCGAAAAAAACCCAUAAUGAUGAACAGCCAACAAAAGAGAAUGGAGCGUCAAAUAUUUCUACAUCAACAGCUGAUCAGCCAUUAAAAUUAAAUUCCACAAAUAAUACUGCGAAGAAAAUUGUUAUUGAUCCAGCAUUUAUUCGGCAAGCACUUUUUCAUCCAACGAAUAGCACCGCAAAUCCUGUACAAUUUCAAGUUAAACUUUAA